Hemiscyllium ocellatum (epaulette shark) is the source of this 3289-nucleotide messenger RNA. RefSeq names its product anoctamin 5a (gene ano5a). Gene Ontology annotation, molecular function: protein dimerization activity; chloride channel activity. The coding region runs from base 9 to 2702 and encodes 897 amino acids. Gene Ontology annotation, cellular component: plasma membrane. The transcript has 20 exons. Gene Ontology annotation, biological process: chloride transmembrane transport. NCBI's taxonomy places the organism in Eukaryota, Metazoa, Chordata, Chondrichthyes, Orectolobiformes, Hemiscylliidae. The record is from RefSeq and is a predicted model, not a curated record.
GGGAGAACAUGGAUCAAUUCAAUGGCAAAAAUCCGGAGACUCUCAUUGAAAUGUCCCCCGCGGGGGAUGAAACAGGAGGGGAAGAUAAUGGACCUUACUAUGAUCCUUCCAACAGUAGCCGAGAAGGAGAAAUCCCUGGCAAUUCAGAGAUUGACAAGCAGAUCCACAGCAAAGACUCUGUUUUCUUCUGCGAUGGAGUCAGAAGAAUUGACUUUAUCCUUUCCUAUGUGGAUGAUCCUAAAGAUGCCGAAAAGAAAAUGGAGAGAAGGAAAGAGUUUGAGAUGAAUCUUUUGAAGACAGGCCUUGAACUGGAAACUGAAAAUAAGGAUGAUUCAGAAGACGGGAAAACGUACUUCACGAAGAUUCAUGCUCCUUGGGAUGUCUUGGCCACCUAUGCAGAGGUUAUGCACAUUAAAGUGCCUAUUAAAGAAAACGAUAUUCCCCAAGCGAGAGAGAACCCAUUUGACUGGUUGUUGAAACCAUUUCGACUGAAUCCAGCAAUAAUAAACCCUGAACCAGAUUACUUCACAGCACCUUUCAGUAAACAGCGUCAGGAACUUUUCCUCAUUAAUGACCAAGAGACAUUCUUCUCGCCCUCCACUCGCAACCGGAUUGUGUAUUACAUUCUCUCUCGAUGCAAGUAUGCGACAGAAGAUGGGAAGAGGAAAUUUGGGAUUAAGAGAUUACUCAACAAUGGCACAUACACGGCUGCUUUCCCACUUCAUGACUGCAGAUACUGGAAGAAAUCUCAUGAUCCCAAGAGUGAGAAUGAACGAUUCACGUUAUAUAAAGAGUGGGCACGCUUUGGUCGAUUCUAUAAGGAGCAGCCCCUGCACCUCAUCAGGAAAUACUAUGGAGAGAAGAUUGGAAUAUAUUUUGCCUGGCUUGGUUUUUACACGGAAAUGCUGGGGAUUGCAGGUGCCGUUGGUUUCAUUUGCUUUCUGUAUGGCUGCAUAACUAAGGAUGGAAACAUAUGGAGUGAAGAAAUUUGUGACGCUGAACUUGGAGGGAAGAUUAUCAUGUGUCCCUUGUGUUAUGAUUGUGACUUCUGGAGACUGAAUACUACCUGUGAAUCGACCAAGAAUUCUCACCUGUUUGACAAUGCUGCCACCUUGUUUUUUGCAGUUUUUAUGGGCAUCUGGGUUACUCUCUUCCUGGAGCUGUGGAAGCGGCGACAGGCGAAACUGGAAUAUGAGUGGGACCUUGUGGACUUUGAAGAGGAGCAGCAACAACUUCAGAUACGCCCAGAGUACGAGGCAAAGUGCAAGCACUACAAGAAAAACCCAGUUACUCAGGAACCGGAGCCUUACAUCCCGAUAUCAGACCAGGCAUUACGCUCUUGUGUAUCUGGAGCUACGGUUUUGUUUUGGAUCUCUUUAAUUCUGAUCUGUAUCAUUGCGGUUAUCGUGUACCGCCUCUCGAUGUAUGCCACCUUUGCCAAGAUCACUGUGAACAUGGAGAAGGUCAGGUACAUUGGCACUUUCUUCACACCUCAGAUGGCAACCUCAGUCACAGCAUCCGUCCUGAACUUUAUCAUCAUCAUGAUUCUAAACUAUUUCUACGAGAGGGUGGCAAUCUGGAUCACAGAUCUUGAGAUCCCCAGGACUCACUUGGAGUAUGAGAACCGGUUGACCAUGAAAAUGUUCCUCUUCCAGUUCGUUAACUACUAUUCCUCCUGCUUCUAUGUUGCCUUCUUCAAAGGGAAGUUCAUUGGUCACCCUGGGGACUAUAACCGUCUGUUUGGGAUAUGGCGAAAUGAAGAGUGUGACCCAGGUGGCUGUCUCAUUGAGCUGACAACACAGCUUACCAUUAUUAUGGCCGGUAAGCAAAUCUGGGGAAAUAUCCAGGAAUCGUUUUUGCCCUGGGUGAAAAACUGGUGGGUGAGUCGGAAUGCCAGGCACCAUCCAGAGAGACUGUACUCUCGUUGGGAGCAGGACCACGAUUUACAGGAUAUGGGACAACUUGGCCUUUUCUAUGAAUAUCUGGAAAUGGUUAUCCAGUUUGGGUUUGUCACUCUCUUUGUGGCCUCAUUUCCUCUGGCACCAGUUCUUGCUCUGCUCAACAACAUUAUCGAAAUCCGUGUGGAUGCCUGGAAGUUCAUCACCCAGUUCAAGAGACCCAUGGCAGCAAAGGCUCACAGUAUAGGAAUAUGGCACCAGAUUCUGAAUGGUGUGGCCGUUUUCUCUGUGGUUACAAAUGCUUUCAUUGUGGCUUUUACCUCAGAUAUGAUUCCCCGUUUAGUUUACAUGUACGCUUAUUCUGAAAAUCCUCAACUACCCAUGCAAGGCUACAUCAACAACAGUCUGUCAAUCGCCAGCGUUUCACAGAUAAACCCCAACGUGGAAAGAAGUUCUGAAAUCCUCACUUGCCGGUAUAAGGAUUAUCGUUACCCUGCAGGACAUCCAUCAGAGUAUAAGCACAACAUGCAGUUCUGGCAUAUCUUGGCUGCAAAAAUGGCAUUCAUUAUCAUCUUAGAGCAUGUUGUUUUCCUGGUCAAGUUUGCAAUCGCUGCUCUGAUUCCGGAUGUCCCUAGUGAGGUGAAAGCUCGGAUAAAACGGGAGAAGUAUUUAACGCAGAAGAUUUUGCACGAGUACGAGCUCAAUAAACUGAGAGAGACACUUGCUGGCUCAGGGAAUUGUGCUGGAAACAAGGAGGUCUCCGUUCAGGCAGAAAAGGUGGAACUGCUGAGCGAGCAGUUAUAGUCCAGGUGGUGGCAGCUUUAAACGCAGCGAGAAAGGACUCAUGUGUCUGCCAUGGUAAAGCAAAUUGAUUUGUUUAUUUGGCGAGGAACGGCCUGCUAUGACAACAGUUCCAGCAAUGGCGAAGUUGCUGCAACUAAUUACGAUACUGCUGUCACGUUGUUGAGCUAAUGCUUUUGGUGCAGCAACAGUUGAGAGUGGUUUUCUAACCUGGCAAUUAACGGUUCCUGUUGUCUUCCUGGCUGUGCCAUUCCUUUGAUGUGUGAAGACUUCUAUUGUUGUCAAGGAAACACUGACUGUUAAACCGUCCAAACCAUUACUGACCUGUUGAAAAGCUCACAUAUAGGAUAAUGAAGAAUGUCAAGAUAUCAGUUAUAAAUCUAUGUUAAACCUUAUCUGAUCUAGAAUGAGAACCGAUGCAAUCUUGUGAUCAGGUGUAAUGUCUUUUUGUUUUUUGGUUUGACUCCUUUGGUUGUUGACUCCAUCAUAUUUGCUUUAUCUUCUCUCGGCCGCUCCUUUUCUGUCUCUUGUCUCUUUUUAUUCCUUCCCCGCCUUUUCUCUUUCAUCUACAUUCUGCUCAGAUUCAUCAG